UUCCUCACAGACUUAUGUCUAUACAUUCAUCACAUCAUGCACUGGUUGCUCAAAUAUUUAGUCUCAAUCAUUUUUAUAUUUUAUAAACUGAAACGUAUAUAUCUUUUUUAUUUGUGUAUGAAGCACAUGCACACUAACCUACAGGAAAAGCUCUGCUACUUUGUUGUAAAAGUGUGAUCACCUUUUGUUGAGCUUGGAUGUACAGUAUUAUCGUCCAUAUUGACAUUGCUAUUUUUUUUUCACUAUGCCUCCCCUGACUGCACGUCACUGAUGUGUCAUGUAAUGUGGAGAAGUGGAGUUAUUUAUUUCAAUCCAACUCAGAACUUAGUCAGACAAUAUUGCAGACAAACGCAGAACCCAUUUACAUAUCAAUGAGAAAAACCUCCUUAUUUCUUAAUGUAUGAGACAAGUAAGUUGACAUAAAUAGUUUGUUGGUAAUUAGUGAACUCAUUAGCAUUGUAGUAAUUUAUAAUUUAUAGGUAAUGAAUAUGAAUUCAUUGCAAGACAUUUAAACAAAACUAUUGCACACGUUUGGGUGCACCAACCUCUAUGUAAGUACAGUGUUAUGAAUUUGUGUAAAGGCUGUGUGAUAACGAGCGAUACAGCUCAUCAAUGUGGCUGAUCAGUAUCCUGGGGGUGCUUAGUAGGUCGAUAUCGAAGUAGGACACGGCAUCCGGUGAUGGGUGCAUAAAUGUGCGGGACUCGUACCCUCUGCUUCCUCUUUCCUAACGGAGCGGCCUUAAAGCAGAAGCAACUAGACACUCUGUGGUUGACCUUCUCUGCCAUUGGUGAAACCCUGCAUGAGAAACAUUGUGGUUCUUCACAGACGACUUCACUGUAGCCCCCACUUGCAAUGGAGGACAGUGACCAUGAGGUUCAGUCUUCAUCGGAUGAGCGAGACUCCUGUCCUGUCUCCCCAUAUCCUAGUGGAGGUCAUGAUGCUGACCAGCAAUCAAGCCACUCCGAUGACUUUGAGGUGGAGAACAUUAUGCAAGACCCCUGCCAUCAUGUAGGACAUGACCACCUUGACCUUGACUGUGACCACAGUCCACAGCAGCUGCAUCAUGGCCACGAGGCCCAUGAUGCAGAAUUGGAAGCUGCGGGCCAAGACCGCCCCCACACACCAUCAUAUUUACGUCCCCCUGAGGCUGAGCCAGAGUCGGGUUAUGAGGCCAGUGUGCCGCUGAGCAAAAGUGUGGAGUUUGACUUACCCUCCCCGGUCAGUCCCUGCAGGCCCAAAAGUCCAUGGGCACGUUUUGACCCUUACAGCAAUAAUGAGGAUCAUGACAAGGAAUAUGUAGGUUUUGCCACGCUGCCAAACCAGGUGCAUCGCAAAUCAGUCAAGAAAGGAUUUGACUUCACACUAAUGGUGGCAGGAGAGUCUGGCCUUGGAAAAUCCACCCUGGUCAACAGUCUGUUCCUCACAGAUCUUUACAAAGAUAGGAAGCUGCUCAAUGCUGAAGAGCGAAUCAUGCAAACCGUAGAAAUCACCAAGCACACUGUGGAUAUAGAAGAAAAAGGAGUCAAGCUAAAGCUGACCAUCGUGGACACUCCAGGGUUUGGGGAUGCUGUCAACAACACAGAAUGCUGGAAGCCAGUAGCCGACUACAUCGACCAGCAGUUCGAGCAAUACUUCAGGGACGAGAGCGGCCUGAACCGCAAAAACAUCCAGGACAACCGCGUGCACUGCUGCCUCUACUUCAUCUCCCCCUUCGGGCACGGUCUCAGGCCACUCGAUGUGGAAUUCAUGAAGGCCCUGCACGAGAAGGUCAACAUCGUCCCGGUGUUGGCCAAAGCAGACACACUCACUCCCAGUGAGGUCAAGAAGAAGAAAAUAAAGAUCAGAGAAGAGAUUGAUCAGUAUGGCAUCAAAAUAUACCAGUUUCCUGACUGUGACUCGGAUGAGGAUGAUGACUUUAAGCAGCAGGAUCACGAGCUGAAGGAAAGCAUUCCAUUUGCCGUCAUUGGCAGCAACACGGUAGUGGAAGCCAAAGGGAAGAGGGUACGAGGGCGUCUCUACCCGUGGGGGAUCGUAGAAGUUGAAAACUCUGCACACUGUGACUUUGUGAAGUUGAGGAACAUGCUGGUACGCACCCACAUGCAGGACCUGAAGGACGUGACCCGGGAGACCCACUACGAGAACUACAGGGCCCAGUGCAUCCAGAGCAUGACCCGCAUGGUUGUGAAGGAGCGCAACCGCAAUAAGCUAACCAGAGAGAGCGGCACCGACUUCCCCAUCCCCGGCAUGGGCGACGUCACGGACAGCGAGACGGAAAAGCUGAUCCGCGAGAAAGAUGAGGAGGUACAGCACACCGACCACCAAAAGGAAUUGCAUCACCACCAUCACCACGAGCACCAUGAGUCUGAAUAUGCUUUUGAGCAUCACGGACACUUUGAACCUCAACCCAACCCUGAGCCACGCUUGCAUCUGGAAGACGAGGCCCUUUAAGUGCCGUUAGCAUCACAUGUUUAGCCACAAGCACUCGUAUACUCAUUUCUAUCCUACUCCUACUCUACAUGCACGUAUUCUCAAUAUUUAUUUAUCUAUUUAUUUAUUUAUUUAUUUAUUCUUCUUUUUCUCUGUCUAUUGUCUUGGUGGUCAUCUUGUCACUGCUCAUUCUCACUAAAUGUGUUCCUAUUGGUCGUAUUGUCGUUUUCUCACUAUCUUGUUGUCACUGGUCAUUUUCCUCACUGGUGGUCUUCUCACUGGGCUAUUUUAAGUUUUUAACCAUUUAACACUCCACCAGCAAUACUCAUCUACAAAAGCAAUAGUUAGAAUUCUGUGAAUGUUGAUAGCAUUGAUAGCCUCUGGCCUAUUUAACAUUAUGAAUCAAUGGGAGCUGAAUAUUUGCUGUGUCAGCAAAGUUAAAGUCAGCAAUUGUUGGCAUAGCAUGGAAACAUCAAUUUUUUUUUAGUAUAUUAAUUAUUUACGAUUUAAAUUAAUACUCCCACAAUGUGAGUGGAAUAAGUGGGCCCUCAUUAAUGAAUCGUCCUUGACCAUUUUUUCACUACACAAAAUUCUUACAUGCAUUUACAGUAACUUUGUGCUCCCGCUUUUUUCGCCAGUUUGCUAUGUUUCUUAAGAUACUGCUGAAGUGUCUAAUAAAGUCACUUUUAUUACGUUUAUUGCUUAGUUAAUGUGUUACAUUACUAAGUCACGUUUGUCCUAAUUUACAUAAAUUAACGUGCUCUGAUGCCUUAUAAGGACAUGGCAGUCGAGUGCCUUGUGCACAUAAUACAUUGUAUUUAAUGCUGGCCAGUCAACCCCCAUCUUGUCAUAUUUUUAGUUUUGUUUUUAACUUUGAUUUUUAAUAUUUUCACUAUUCUCACCACCCUAACAUGCCAUUUCCUUAUAUGGUAAACAGGGGCGUAACCUAUGCUAAUAAGCAGCCGCUGGCAUAGUGUCGAGUUGCGCGCAGGUGCCAUCAAUCAAUCAAUAAAUCUAUCAGGCAGAGUUUACGUCUGAAUGCAAAUUAGAUGAUUUUAAAAAACAUUCUCAUGAAUUUAUUGGUGAGUCGGGUCUAUUUAUCCAAACAAAGAGCACCGGCUUUUGAUAUUUAAAAUAGUUCCGUUUAUAUAGUCCAGAGUUGACAUGUUAGCGAGUUAGCUUUUUCCGCCAUUAUUUGUCCGCGAGGUGACUAGCUAACACUGACCACUUGUUGGACAUAACGUUGUCCACUUCCACAUUUUUAAAUGUGAUAGCUACAUUGUUAAACUGUCUCUAAUAGGUAUUUAGUGUCACCCAAUAGCUACAUUGUUAAACUGUCUCUAAUAGGUAUUUAGUGUGACCCACAUUCACAAAAGAGCUCUCAGUAGGAAAUGGUGUAACGCUAGCCCACUACAAACUACCGUAGUAUACUAAUAUGCUACAUCGGUAAUCAGUCAGCAGUACUGUAUAGUCUUUAAAAUAUUGGGUUCUUCUAUUGGGAAUACCAAUGUUGUGACCAGUGAUUAUUAUUUGCUAUUUAUUUAGGAAAUGCCCUUUUAUCGCCACAUUAAUCACAUUUAUUCCAUCAAAUAAUGACAAUUGUUACUUUGAAUAACCAAUCCAGUAUAUAGUGUCAACACACAUCCUAUGUGGUUGUUUAGCUGAUAUGAUGAGCUGGAGAAACAAUAAUAGUGCUUAUUUUCCAAUAUCAGUGUAGGUCACAUGAUGUAGUGAUUGAUCUUUGCUGUGACCCUGAGUGAAGCAUGUC
Messenger RNA from Doryrhamphus excisus (bluestripe pipefish), 4196 nucleotides. It is a transcript of the gene septin4b, whose product is annotated as septin 4b. The record is from RefSeq and is a predicted model, not a curated record. Lineage: Eukaryota; Metazoa; Chordata; Actinopteri; Syngnathiformes; Syngnathidae. Gene Ontology annotation, molecular function: GTP binding.